UCUGCUCCCACCUACCUCCUAGAAACCUGAUUUCCACUCAGCUGGGUAAACCCAAGAGACUGUUGAUUUUGGACACAAGAAAAAAGGCUGUAUAGUGACGGACAACACUGUGGGCCUGUCCGGACAGGGGGAUUUGGAGAUCUCAUCUGUUCUCACUGCAGAUGUUUAUUCUUAUUAUGUGAGAAGGGUCCACAUAGGUCUUUGGAUCGCCAGGGAUAUCAGAGACAACCAAGUAGAGCCAUGGGGAGGAAGCAGAGGACUCAUUAUGGACUGCACAAGCACUGUGAGAACUGUAUCAACAGAUACUGCCAAGCCCCAGUUGAGCCGGCUGUCUCUUGUGUGGUCAUCAGCUGCCAUUCCCGCUGUGGCGCUGCCUUUCACAUGUGCAAAGAGGAGGAACAUCAACUUUUGUGUCCCCUAGAAGAAGUCCCAUGCCUCAACUCUGCUUACGGCUGCCCGUUCACCAUGGCCCGUUUUAAAAUGGCAAAACAUCUCCAGGUCUGCCCAGCCAGUAUAGUGAGCUGCUCCAUGGAAUGGAAUCGUUGGCCAUGUCUGGAUUCUGAAGCCAUUUUGCAUGAAAAUAUUAUGAAGGAAGAACACAGCGAAAAGUGCCUGGAUGUGGCCCUGGCCCUGAGAGAUCAGGAUGCUCUCUUUAGGGUACUCAAAAUGGCUGAACUUUUCCCUGAAUGCAAGGAGAUUAUCAUCACAGACAAAACAGCUUCUGAUGAGGAGGGCCUUGGAGAAGAAGCUACUGGAGGCGGAACUGGUCAGAAUCAAACAAACGAUGCUGAACCAGCUGAGCUCACUCAAGAAGAGCGUGAGAAUUUGGCAAAGGACAAAGAAAGUGUGGAUUUGAUUGGUUAUAAAGCUUGGGAGAAUAUGUUUAGCAAAGAAUUUCAAGCAUGUAAAGUAACAGAACAAUCUACUGGUAAUGGGAAAAACAAAACUGAGAGCAGGUCUCUGAAUGCAGGGCAUACUCCUAGUGAGAGUGUUGUGAAUGAAGCCAGCAGUGUGAGAGACUGUGAGGAAACCCAACCUCCUUCGGAAAUCAGUUUAGCAGCUGAAAAGACAGGCCUGGCUCCUUGGCAAGAUGGAGUGCUGGAGAGACUGAAAAAGGAAGUUCCUGUAGGGGAGUAUAAUAUGUAUCUGGUGCACCAUGGAAGAAUGCUUAUUCAUUUUGGGCAGAUGGCUGCUUGCACUCCCCGAGAGAAAGACUUUGUGUAUGGAAACCUGGAAGUCCAUGAAGUGAAGACAGAGACGACCUUCAAAGUACCAACCAGUUAUUGUGGCAAAAGAGCAUGUCUUGGGGAUCCAACAGCGCACAAGAAGCCAACUAAGACUGUAUCUCUGGACACUUCAGAUUUAGGGAUAAGUGCCGAGGAACUUCCUCAGUCUGAUGCAAUAAAAACUACGCUGCUCUGUGCCCUGGAGAAAGAACUGAAAGGGCACGAGAUAUCUCAGACAAAGUCUAUUGAUGGUCUAUAUGUAGAUUUCGGGACCCAAACAUAUAGAUUUGCCACGGAGCCUUUCUCCUCCACAGAUGUCCUGGCAGAUGUUCUCGAUACAAAUGAUUCACCAGGCCUAAAUUUACAGCUGCGUAGCGAGAGUGUAACCCAAAGGCAUAAUAAAAGCAGCUCAGCAUUCACAUUCUCCUGCAACCACUUUUUCAGAAGAGAUGAAUUUCCUUCACAUUUCAAGAAUGUUCACACGGAUAUCCAGUCCUGCCUAGAUGGAUGGUUCCAGCAUCGCUGCCCGCUUGCCUAUCUUGGUUGCACUUUUGUUCAAUAUCCUUGGUGCCCUUUUGGGCAAAGAUCAAGUGUCAUUUACAGCCAGCAUCUCCAGACAUUUGCUCUCAGGCCAGAGGUUGACCCUGCACUCUUAAAGAAAUACAAAUUGAUCAGAAAUAGCAAGGGGAAAGAAGUGGAUGCUCUGAGCAGCCUUCCCUUGGAAAUCCUGAAGUACAUUGCUGGGUUUUUGGACAGCAUCAGCUUGUCCCAGCUGGCUCAGGUGUCAGUGCAAAUGAGGGACAUCUGUGCAACUUUGCUGCAAGAGAGAGGAAUGGUUUUUCUGCUGUGGGAAAAGAAGAGGUAUUCUCAUGGCGGCACCUCUUGGAGAGUCCGCAGAAAGGUAUGGAAAUUUAGUACUCUGUUCUCCACUGUUAACAACUGGCAGUUGAACGGCAUUCCUUCCAUGGCUGAACAUUUAAAAACCUGCCCUUUCUAUGAGGUGGAGCACAAGAAGGAUCCUGUUUUGCUGACUAGCAUGAUUCUGCCAGAAGAGCGGUCGCAAGAGAGUUUGGUCUCUACGUUCACACAUGGACCAAGUCCUAAGAAAGUUCAGAGAAGAUUGUAUUGAUUUAUAGAGAAAGAGUACUUUCAUUCUGGAAAUAAAAUGUUAAACAAUUGGGGACUCUCUGAAAUGCACUAAGGGUUCUUUUCUUCACCAAUACAGAAGAAUUCAUAACCACAUCAGACUUUUUUCCUUUCU
Messenger RNA from Pogona vitticeps (central bearded dragon), 2487 nucleotides. It is a transcript of the gene FBXO40, whose product is annotated as F-box protein 40. Gene Ontology annotation, molecular function: protein binding; zinc ion binding; ubiquitin protein ligase activity. Gene Ontology annotation, cellular component: cytoplasm. The record is from RefSeq and is a predicted model, not a curated record. Lineage: Eukaryota; Metazoa; Chordata; Lepidosauria; Squamata; Agamidae.